GCAGAAAAAAGCGCAGCGUUUGGCGACACACAUCCUCCCCCCACACCGGGACAGGAAAAAGAUGGGGGCACACAUGUGAAGCAGAAAUACGGUCCAUGUGGGUCCCAAACAAGCCCUCGUGCUGGAUCUCAGUUGCUGUUGCUUCAUCAAGUCUGUCUCUAUAGCAACCCAUCUCUCUCAUUGAGUGUUGGAGCUACCCCACUUUUUACACCUCCUCUGCUCCCCUCUCCUCUACACUGGCCAAUCAGACGCUCUGAGCCAACAUGGACACAGAGUCCACUCACUCAGGCUACUCCAGCCGCUCUGGCAGGUCCAACCGACACACAGAUAGAAGCCGUGAGCGACACAAGGCGAGCAGCAGUAAAGACAGCAUUCGCUCCGAGCGCUCUGUGGUCUUAAACCCCCCUGACAGUCCAUCCCAGGAGUCUCCUGUCCACAAUGGAGAUCCCCUGCCCGGAGACCCUGCUCCAGCUGCUGACCAUGGGGACGAUACACAGGAUGAUAACUGGGGAGAGACCACGACCGCUGUGACUGGGACUUCAGAGCUGAGUGUGUCCCAGGAGGAGGUGGUGGGUUUGGGGAAGGAGAUCCAGGACCGCACCCAGAACGUGCGGAGGUACCUGCCCGUGGCUCUGGGCGUGUUUGUGGGCUUGGUGGUGGCUGCUACACCGUUAGUGUUUCUGCUGCUGCCCGCUCUGUUAUGGGCAGACCGACUGCAGGCGUGCGGGUCAGCCUGUGAGGGCCUGUUCCUCUCCAUCUCAUUCAAGCUCCUGAUUCUUCUGUUGGCCAUCUGGGCUCUGUUCCUACGACCGGGCAGGGCCAGCCUCCCGCGAGUGGAUGUGUACCGUGCCUUUCUCACCACACUCACUCUCCUACUCACGAUGUCCUACUGGCUUUUCUAUGGGGUCCGGAUUCUCGAUGCUCAGGACGAGGACUAUCAUGGCAUUGUCCAGUUUGCGGUGUCUCUUGUGGACUCCCAGCUGUUUGUCCAUUAUUUGGCUGUGGUUUUACUGGAGCUGCGUCACCUUCAGCCCUGCUACAGUGUGUGUGUGAUCCGCUCAACUGACGGAGAAACCCGCUAUUACAACAUCGGCCAACUCAGCAUUCAAAGAGCAGCCCUCUCCAUUUUGGAGUAUUACUACAGAGACUUCCCUGUGCAUAACCCUGCCCUCCUCACUGCCUCCAAGCAGCGCUCAGCCAAGCACUUAGCCGGGCUAAAGGUCUACAAUGUGGAUGCUCCGGCGAACGCAGCGGGGGCGCAGCCUGGUAAUGGCAAUCAGUCACGGCCAUUGGGCACAGCUGCCUCCAAACGCAAAGACAGCGCUCAUAAUGAGCUAUACUAUGAAGAGGCGGACUACGAGAGGAGAGUACGCAAGCGCAGAGCCAGGCUGGUCGUGGCGGUGGAGGAGGCCUUUACACAUGUGCGGCGGAUGAAGAAAGAGGACGAACAGGCAACUCCAUCUGAUAUCAUGGACGUCCGCGAAGCUGCUCUAGCCGUGUUCCCGUCUCUGGCCCGGGCCCUGCAGAAGUACCUCCGUACCACCAGGAGGCAGCACUGCCACAGCAUGGAGAGCAUUCAGAAGCACCUUUCCUUCUGCUUGGUUAACAACAUGAGUCCUAAGGCGUUCCUGGAGGCGUACCUGUCCCCGGGGCCCACUCUGCAGUAUGGCCCUGAGCGCUGGAUGUCUGACCAGUGGACACUAGUGAGUGAAGCCUCUGUCACCACAGGUCUGAAGCAGGGCACAGACUUCCUGCUCAAGUGUCUGGACUUUAGUUUAGCCGUCACUGUCAAAGCCAUCCCUUACCUCCGCCUCAGGGAGGAAUACGUUGAUCCCAAGUCCCACAAGUUUCUGCUGCUGCUCCAGUCGGAAACCUCAGUUUAACAGAAAAACACACUCAGACCUUUUUCUCACUGUUGAACUACUCAAAGGAAUUUUCACCAUGAAAGAAAAGUUUUUGUACUGUUUUUUGUACUUUUUCACAUACGUGUUUAUGUGUUUGUAUCGUCCCUGGAGACACAAAACAAAUGGGCCCACACUGGAGGCACAUUGCUUGAGUUCCUCCGUCCUGCACCAGAGAUCAGGUAUUCUAUGCACUACAGAUCCUGUCAUUUGCAUGUGCCAGUGAGUGCCUGCUGGGCUGUUCCCGCACAGACCGGAUGAGCCAAUCAGGAUGCA
Molecule: messenger RNA, 2177 nt
Organism: Boleophthalmus pectinirostris (great blue-spotted mudskipper)
Lineage: Eukaryota; Metazoa; Chordata; Actinopteri; Gobiiformes; Gobiidae
Product: vang-like protein 1
Exons: 9
Coding region: 264-1883 (539 amino acids)
Biological process (GO): multicellular organism development
Cellular component (GO): plasma membrane
Source: RefSeq, a predicted model, not a curated record